Molecule: messenger RNA, 3441 nt
Organism: Rotaria sp. Silwood2
Lineage: Eukaryota; Metazoa; Rotifera; Eurotatoria; Philodinida; Philodinidae
Source: the annotation of a GenBank genome assembly
AUGUCUUCAGAAUCUACGAUAGCAAAACCAAUAUUUUCACCAAAUCGUACACGUUUGAAAACUUCCGAUCAAAAUAAUUCUAAUGAACAUGAAUUAUCAUCAUCAGCAGCAAGUGAAGAAAGUCAUACAUUAUUGUCAGAAACUGUAACAACAUUAGCAAGUAAUGUUUAUAAUGAAUUAGAACGUAUUAUAAAAAAUUUUGGUGAAAAUAGUGUAAAAGAUUUAAUGCCUGUUAUGAUAUCAACAUUAGAAUCACUUGAUAGUGCUCUAAAUGAACGUGAAGUUAGUAAACUUGAAAUUGAAUCAUUAAAAGAGCAGAAUGAACAAUUAUUUCAACAAUAUGAACGCGAGAAAACUUUUCAUAAAGAAUAUCAACAGCGUUAUCUUCAAGUUGAAGAUCAUCUUGAAGAAAUGAAACGUGAAAAUGAUGAAAAAUUACAAAGUCUUGAAUCUAUUGUCAAAAUAUUUGAAAUAAAAGCACGAAAUGCAUCAGAUCAUGUUGCACGUUUAGAAGAAAAAGAAAACGAAAUGAAAACUGAAUAUAAACGAUUACAUGAACGAUAUUGUGAAUUAUUCAAAGCUCAUUGUGAUUAUAUGGAAAGAACGAAAAUUUUAUAUGGAACUGAUCGAGUAGAUCAAUUAUCUGCGACACAUAAUGUUCCACGUUCUCGAGGUAAUCUUCCAUUAACAUCACAACAACAAUCUCAAUUAGACAAUAAACAACCAUCUUCUAAUGAAACAUUAACCGAUGAAAUAACUCCAUCACGUCCAGAUCUGUCUUUCCAAACUUUUAAGCAACCAACUACUGGAGUUAAUUUUCGUUCUGAACUUGAAGCUGCUGAUGGUAAACAUACUCAAACAGAAUCAAUGGCCAGUAAUGAUGCGGCUGUAAAUACAGAUGUAGCAGCUAGUGAUGAUGAUGAUGAUGAUAUGUCAGCAAAUGAUGUGAAAAAUUCAGAAGUUUUUUAUAAAGAAACACAAAAUGAAAAUAUUGAUAUAUCAGAUGUCGAUUCAUCAGCGGAUUUAUUUGGUAUGACAAAAGAAGUAUCAAAUUUAAUUAAAGAAAAUAAUGAACUUCUUGAAACAAAGAAUGCAUUGAAUGUACUUAAAGAUGAUUUAUUAGUAAAAAUUGAAGAAUUAACGAAUGAACAAGAAAUUCUUCGAGAAGAAGUUAGUUCAUUACAAACAGUUAAAAGUCGAUUACAAUCGAGAAUAACUGAAGUUGAAGAUGAACUUCGUAAAACACGUGAAGAACUUGAAAAAAAGAAAAAAGAAGAAGAGGAAGAUGUACCGAUGGCGGAUAGAAAGCGUUUUACUCGAGUUGAAAUGCAACGUGUUCUUCUUGAACGUAAUCAGUACAAACAACGUUUAUUUGAACUUGAAGAAGCUAUUCAUUGGCAAGAUGCUUUACGUGCAUCUAAACAUGAACAAACGCAUCCAUCAUCUACAAUGAAUGAUAAUACAUUUGAUCAGACACAAAACAAGAAAAGAACAACAUUUUGGAAACUUUUCUCUGGAUUAUUUGGUGCUGGUGUUAAAGAUAUUCCACCUAAACGUACAGCUACAACUAAUCUAUCUACACUUCCUACAACAGUUAAACGUAGUUCAACGAAUGAUCAAAUAGCACCAAUCAUCAAUAAACAAGAAAAUACCACAGAUGAAACUCAUCCAUUAGAACGAUCGAUAUCAAAUAGUACGUCAAUUGUUGAUAUGCCAAAACAAUCAUCAUCAACUCGUCAAAAUAGUUCAAUAUUAAUCAAUGAUGACAAUCGUCUUCAAGCAUAUGGUUGGAGUUUAUCAUCAAAAAAUCAAUUAAAAUUAUCUGAAAUAAAUGGUAAAGUUCAAAUUAAUGUACCUGUUCCGGUUUAUUGUCGACCAAUAUUUAAUAGCAGUGAUACUACACAAAUAUGGUGUGCUAUUGGUAUUGAUCUCGAUGGUUCAUCGUUAACUACUGAUGAUACAUCAACAACAAAUGAAACAUCUGUUGAUCAAUUAAAUAAACAAUUAAUUGAAUCAUAUCAUCAAAUGAUUGAUGAACAAUAUUUAAAAUUAUCAUCAAUUGUUUGGAUUGCUGCUAAAUCAAAUGAUACAGCUAUGAUUACAAUUAUUGAUUCAAAUAAAGCUGAAAAAAUUAUUGAUACAUUUACAUUAGGAAAUACUGUUGUUUAUACAAUGGGUAGCGUUCCAGGAUCAUCAAGUACGGAUUAUUCACCAUUUGAUGAUUCAAAAUGGACUUUAUUUGAAGCUGAUACAGCAUUAGCUAGUGAUGUAAAAAUAACACCUUGUACUGUUGCAUCGCUUUCUAUAGGUGGAAAUCGUCCAAAUACUACAGAAACAAUUCCACUUGAAUUAAAAGCAUCUGAACAAGUUUUAUCUGAAUUAGCUCGUCAACCUGGAAGUGAAGAUAAAAUAAUUUGUUCAACGAAAUAUCCAACUGUUUGGUUAGGAUCAGGUGAUGGAUGGUUAUAUAUUCAUUCAGCUAUAAGUGAACAUCGAAAAACAAUUGAAAAAGUUUGGCUUCGACAUGCUAUUUAUAGUAUUGUUCAUGUUCGUGGUCGAGUAUUUGUUGCACUAGCUAAUGAAAAAAUUAUUGUAUUUCAUCGUAAUACGGAUGGAACAUGGAAUUUAAAUAAUAUUCAUUUAAUUGUAACUGGUAAAAGCCGAGAAUCAGUACGAUGUAUGAUUAAUGUUGGAGAAACAAUAUGGUGUGGUGUAGCUAAUCGAGUUUAUGUUAUUCAUACACAAACAUUAGAAGUUCGAAAACAAUUUGAUGUUCAUUCACGAUCUGAGCAUACUGUUCAACAUAUGACUUGGUCUGGUGAUGGUGUCUGGAUGUCAAUACGUUUAUCAAGUACUUUACAAUUAUAUCAUGCACACACAUAUCAACAUUUACAAGAUGUUGAUGUACAACCAUACGUUGAAAAAAUGAUUACAACAGAAAAAACUGGUCUCUAUUUUGUUCAUAUUAGUGCAUUGACGAUAGCUUGUCGUCGUCUAUGGAUUGGUACUGGUAAUGGUAUUAUUAUUUCUGUUCCACUUACUGACAAUGCAUCAUCAACAACAUCAAAUUCAUCAACAACAAAACCUGGUUCUGUUGUUCGUGUCUAUGAUCAAACAUCAUCAAAUUAUAUUCCAUAUUGUAGUAUGAAUAAUGCCCAAUUAUCGUUUCAUGGUUAUCGAGAUGCUGUGAAAUUUUUUGUUGCUGUACCUGGUCAACCACCAUCAAAAUUACUUCAUGAUGAUGAAUCAUUAAAUUCAACAUUAGCUUCAAAUACAACCGAUACAUCGACAUUAGCUUUUGGUGAUAUACUUGUUGUAAGUGGUGGUGAUGGUUAUAUUGAUUUUCGUAUUGGAGAUUCAACAACAGAUAAACUUGAUGAUGUAAAUAAUAGCAAUAGAAAUAUAUCAUAUCUUAUUGUUUGGCAUUUGGGUUCGAGUUAA